AUGACAAUCACUUCUACUCUGAUUGAAGAUGAAGGACAAUAUAGAUGUACUGAAGGAGCAGGAAACUUUGAUGAGGCAGAACUUACAGUAGAAGUCGAAUCGACACGGUCACUGUCAGUAGAAAGUACAACAGAGAACAACAGUGACAUGUACGUAGCAACAUGUGAAGCUGUAGGAGGUAGACCAGAUGAAACAAUCACAUGGAUGUUAGAUGAUGGUCCUUCACCUUGUGAUAAUCCAGUAGAAACGCCUAUUCCAGCUGGAUCAGGUCUAUCUAGUAAGGAGAGUGUCUGCACAUUUCAAGCUACCAGUCAGAACAAUAAUGGUCAAACAGUGAAAUGUGUCAUCAGCGGUCAUCUAGUACCUGACCUCAAUGGAGAAGAAACAAUUACUCUUCCUAUGCAUAGUGAGCCCAGUGCUGGUAUUUUAACGGUUGGAUUCCAGUUCCUUGAUCCAGGCCUCAGAGUGUCAUGUGACAUUGAUGUUGCAGACCAACCUGUGCCAAGCACGAGGAACUUUUAUAUACUCUCCAAUGAUACUCUGAUACAUCAAUCCUCAACGGGUGUCAACUUUGUGGUUGUUCCAGAAUCAGAAUUCGACCUCUAUACAGAGUUUACUUGCGUAGCAGGGAAUUAUCUUGGAAAUGUGACAAGUCUACCAAGAAGUUUUGACCCAACCAGUUUCGAAGAGUCAUCGAAAACCGUUUCUAGAGAAAGUAGACACGUAUCUCAGGAGGCAAACGACAACACGGCGUAUGAGAUGAUUCAGAACGGAGAUAGAGCAUACACAUCCCUCAAACUCGGUCAAUCCCACUCUUCUAUCAUUGCUCCUGAAAACGUGACGUUUUUCACCAGACUCGGUUCAAUCGGACGCGGUGACUUCGGAGGGGUAUGGAAGGGAGAACUCCUCUCGAAUCAAAGUCAAGUAGCCGUUGCUAUCAGGCAGAUUCCCGAUCAAGUGACCAAAUCAACCAACGUUCUUCGAGCUGUCAAGGUUCUUUCUGAGCUACCGGAUCACCCGAAUGUUGUCACGUGCCUGGGAUAUUGUCAAGAGCAAGGUAGCAUUCUGUACGAGUUCAUCUCUUGGGGUACCCUACUCACCCAUCUACAGACCACAGGGGUGCAAUCCCAACCCACAUACGGCAAUCUCAAACCAAAGAGGGUUCGUAUCGAUGAAGGUAGUCUACUCAACCUGGCUUGGCAAAUUGCAAAAGGAAUGCAAUAUCUCGCAUCAAAGAAGAUCAUCCAUGGAACUCUCUGCGCUCACAAUGUUUUACUAGCAGAUAGAAAGCAAUGCAAGCUAUCAGAUUAUGGACUAUCUUCAUCACUAUUUAGCGACAGAGGUAAGCCAACAAGAUGGACUUCGCCUGAAACCAUGAUAACUGGUGACCAAUCAACAGAAGGAGAUAGCUGGUCUUUUGGUAUCGUCUUGUGGGAAAUUGUGACAUUAGGUGCGAGGCCCUACCCUAAAAUGACGUUUGAUACAGUCCAAAAGGAGGUUGCCAAUGGUUACCAGAUGCCACGCCCUCGCCAUUGUGGACAAGAAGUGUAUACGGUCAUGUCUGGUUGUUGGGAGAAGAAAGCUACAAAUCGGACUAACUUUGAUCAGAUCCUCAAGAGUUUGGAAAGGAUUCUAGAAAAGACUCAUAAUUACCUGUCUCUCAAUGACUUGGAUGAAGGAUUGUAUGCGUCUACACUGGACAUGUGAAAUAAAGCCUUGUUCGAAUGUGCAGCCAUACUACAAUGCAUCUAAAUCGUGUACGCUGUACGAUGGUCGGACCCGAGCCAACUGGGACUAUGGAGAUAGUAUAGGGACAUUAGAGGGACUAACUUGUGUUAAACUUAGCCAAGAAUGCUGUAUCGGGCUAGAUUGCAAAUACUUGUAUGAAUCUUGCAUCAAGUAUAUACGUCUGUUUAAAAAUGUAUUUUUCUUUUAAGAUCAUUUGGUAGAGAUUUGUAAAAUACUUACUUAAAAAAGAUAGAGGUGCAGCUAUCCUAGAAAACAUGACAUUUGUGAAUAUCAAGAGGUCCUAGUAUAGCAACCGAUCUCAUACAUUUAACAACUCAUUCUUCUAAUGUUUUAAUUUACCUUGCAACGUUUGCCAAUGUUUGUAUUAUUUCAUAGUAUUCUUGUAUGUGGAUGACCGCCUACCCCAUUUCUUUUUUUCAUUUCAUCAACCCCCUCCUCUCUGGCUCUCUC
This is a messenger RNA of Strongylocentrotus purpuratus (purple sea urchin), 2199 nucleotides long. Its product is annotated as fibroblast growth factor receptor 2. The coding region runs from base 1 to 1707 and encodes 568 amino acids. The record is from RefSeq and is a predicted model, not a curated record. The transcript is spliced from 13 exons. Gene Ontology annotation, cellular component: signaling receptor complex. Gene Ontology annotation, biological process: cell surface receptor protein tyrosine kinase signaling pathway; protein phosphorylation; multicellular organism development. Gene Ontology annotation, molecular function: ATP binding; transmembrane receptor protein tyrosine kinase activity. NCBI's taxonomy places the organism in Eukaryota, Metazoa, Echinodermata, Echinoidea, Camarodonta, Strongylocentrotidae.